UUUAUCCUUUUGUUGGGAGUGUACAGACUACAACGGUGGCAAAUACCGGCCGUGCAAAUAACGCUUUUAUUUUGACACCUCACUAACAGUAGUCUUUCCUGUCAGCAUCCCUGAUUUUACUGCGCAUGCGCCGGCUGCAGCGUGAACAGCCGCCUUCAGCGUCGUCUCGUUGCUGCUGAUACGAUCCUCCGGGGAGGGGAUAGAGAGCGACCGCGGCGUUUCUGUCAGUACGCCGUCCGAUGAAGCACCUUCCUGCCUCUCGCUGAUUCCCCACCACGUGGCCUGGAUGGUGUCGGGGUGCUGCUGAAGAACAGAGAAUUUGUGACCCAGGAAGGGGCUGACAUGCCACCCACUGCUUGGCGCAGUCCGUGCGCUGAUCUGUGUCCGACGUGGACAAGGUAACAAGCGGGGCCCCGCUGCAUUAGAACCGUCCUUUUUAACGUGGAGGCCCCGGCCAGGCAUCUGUUUAUUGGAUACCGGGGAUUAACGACAUCGCAUGCCCGAUCGCAGAGCCGGAGCCCCGGCGCCAACGCAGCACAGCGGGUGUUCGGCUGCAGGUGGAUGGCCGACCCGACGGUGACGGCUCGCCGCUCCCCUCCCUCUCGGCCGUCCUCCCGAGCUCUGACGACGCGACCGAAAACCGAGAUCGACGAAUAAAUAAAGCCGAGCCAUGCUUCCCGGGGUCGGCGUGUUCGGCACCAGCCUGACCGCCCGGGUGAUCAUCCCGCUGCUGAAGAACGAGGGCUUCGCCGUCAAGGCGCUGUGGGGCCGGACGCAGGAGGAGGCGGAGGAGCUGGCCAAGGAGAUGAACGUGCCCUUUUACACCAACCGCAUCGACGACGUGCUGCUGCACCAGGACGUGGAUCUGGUCUGCAUCAACCUGCCGCCGCCUCUGACGCGGCAGAUCGCGGUUAAAACGCUGGGUAUUGGAAAGAACGUCAUCUGCGACCGGACAGCAACUCCUCUGGAUGCCUUCCGAAUGAUGUCAGCGGCCCAGUACUACCCCAAGUUGCUGAGCAUUAUGGGAAAUGUGUUACGUUUCUUGCCGGCUUUUGUCCGAAUGAAGGAACUUUUAGAAGAGGGUUACAUCGGGGAGCUACUGGUCUGUGAAGCGCAGAUCCACAGCGGGAGUCUCCUGGGUAAGAAAUACAACUGGAGCUGCGAUGACCUGAUGGGAGGCGGCGGUCUGCAUUCUGUGGGCACUUACAUCAUCGACUUGCUCACGUUUCUGACCGGUCGGCGUGCAGCAAAAGUUCACGGCUUCCUCAAGACCUUUGUCAAGCAGACGGAUCACAUCCGGGGCAUCCGUCAGAUCACCAGUGACGACUUCUGCACGUUCCAGAUGGCGCUGGAGGGGGGCGCGUGCUGCACCGUCACGCUCAACUUCAACAUGCCCGGGGAGUUUCGGCAAGAGGUGAUUGUUGUGGGGACGGUCGGAAGGUUAACGGUCACGGGGAGCGACCUCUACGGACAGAAGAACUGCGCGGGCGAAGAAAGCGGCGGAGGUCCCGAACUCCUGCUCAAAGACACAACGUCUCUUGAGAGGGCCUCCUUACCGGAGAAGGCCUUCAGCGACAUUCCGUCCCCGUAUCUCACCGGAACGAUCCGCAUGAUCCAGGCGGUGCGGCAGGCCUUUCAGGACCAGGACGACCGGAGGACGUGGGACGGGAGGCCUCUGACCAUGGCCGCUACCUUUGAGGACUGUCUUUACGCUCUUUGCGUGGUGGACACCAUCAAGAAAUCCAACCAGAGUGGCGACUGGCAGAACAUUGUGGUGAUGACGGAGGAGCCGGAGAUCAGCCCGGCCUAUCUGAUCAGCGAAGCGAUGCGGCGAAGUAGGAUGUCACUCUACUGUUAGCGUCUGGGCUGAAGGGCGGAUGCACACCUACCUUCACUGUAGACGGCCUUGGGGUUGUUGGAACAUUAUUCCUUCAAUCUCUAUUGGUACUGUUAUGGUUUACUGAGACGUUGCAUGUGCAUUAGAGGAACGCAUGUGAUCAAUAAUCUAAUCUUUAUUUAUUAGGAAGCCUUUCCUUUUUUUGGUUUUUAUCAGAAGAAUUCCUUCCACGUAGAUGCACCUGUAAUUAAAACCGAUUUCAUACAACCGUAGGGUGUAGUUCUCCGUCAGAGGCAGAUCAGGGAGUGGAACUAAUGCUACUGCACUCUGCUUGACCAUGAGGGUAUUUCAUCCCUCAUUUCUGCUUCCCUUCUACUGUGACCCGGUUUGAAAGACAACUCCUUACACUGUGGGUCCAAACGAGGACAGCCAAGGAAGAACGAUAGUCCUCUCAGUUGAAGCUGUACCGCUGUUUUGUCGCUGUAAUCUGAAGUCCUUGCUAGUUUUAACAGGUGAAUGUUUUAAUCACAAAAAAAUUGGGUGGAUCUUCCUGCUCUGUAUGCUUUGUGUGUGUGUGUGUGCGCGUGUGUGUGAAAAAAGAGAUCAAUAGUUUGGCUUGUGGGUUUCAGAGGGGUUUGCGUGUGCACUAUAACCAGACAGUAGUCCUCUAGCCAAGGGCUCGGGUUGAAACAUACUCUGGUGCUUUUAUGCAGUUACAGUAGCCUGUGCAUCAGGAUGCGAGUUCUGUGUGAGUGGCUAGUCCAGUGGUGCUUUGAUAUGUAAUUUAUUUUGUGCGUCAUGGUCAUAAGGCAUGGCCAUCAUCCCAUGACUUCUGUGUGGUGUCUACAUAUCCGCACCAAGACACAAGUGUGGCGGUUUUGCAGGUGUUUGCAAAGUGGUGUGAGGGUGUAAUCCUAAUAUUGCAAUGCAAUGGGUUCUCACUUGCACCAAGUACCCGUGAUUUAGAAUUGAGCACACUUGUGGACUUGUAAAACUGUAAAGAGUGGUGAAUGAGGGGUCAGCAGACAGUCAAUGGCAGUAUAAUACAACAAAAGGCUUUUAGAAAAGUGUGAGUCACGGCAUUCAUUAGGGGCCCUUGAGCGUGCAGCCAUAACUGGCCACUAAAGUAUUAUGCAGAAAAACACUUUAUUUAAUUACACCUUGAUUCAUCUCCCCUCUCCUCUAGUUAGCGUUUUAAUGUAUCUCAGUUCAUUGCUUGGGUUUUUGUUCCUUUUCUCUCUCCCCUCCCUGGCCGUCCGAUUUCAGGCUAAACUCAUCUCACAGAAUGCAGCUUUACAACAUCAAAGAUGAGCAGAGAGACAUCAAGAUAAAUGUUGGACGUAAAAGACGCAUUUCCUGAUGUGACCGAGCACUGUUUCUAGUGGCGAUGUAGAUAACACAAGCGUCACAGACUUCAAAUGGAAACUGUAAUAACAAUUGAGGUGUUUGAUUUUUACACCGAUGAACAAGUCGCAUGGAACCAACCACUCGUCGUGUUUCACUCACACAGGUAAGCUCAAACAAACCAUGGGUAUUUGUGAGUAUCAUGUGACCUCGGGUUUAGCAUAGAUCUCCGCAGGUUUGAGAACGCCACUGACCUUCAAGCCAGAAGAUUGAUUUUCUUUUACCCCUGUGGUGUGCUUUCGAAAUCUUAAACUGUGCUGAAAUACUAUCUUGUGUAAUGACUACUGAAAAUGUACAGAAGAAAAUAUGAUGAACAACAAACAUGCGUUUGUCUAUAGAAAUAAACUGUAUGUAUUUUAUUUGUAAAAAAACCAAUGAACUUGUUUCUUCUU
This is a messenger RNA of Pungitius pungitius (ninespine stickleback), 3633 nucleotides long. RefSeq names its product glucose-fructose oxidoreductase domain containing 1 (gene gfod1). The transcript has 3 exons. The record is from RefSeq and is a predicted model, not a curated record. Lineage: Eukaryota; Metazoa; Chordata; Actinopteri; Perciformes; Gasterosteidae. Gene Ontology annotation, molecular function: nucleotide binding. The coding region runs from base 671 to 1858 and encodes 395 amino acids.